CGCAACCGCCGGGAGCUGAUUGGCUGCGCGGGGAGACUCCGAGGGCUUUGCAACAGGAGCACAGGGCACUCGGGUCCUGCAGCCUCGGGAGUAGGUGCCGCGCGCCCGCCUGCAAGCCCGCGCGCCAGCCCGCCUGCAAAGCCCUGCAACCCCCUGCAAGCCCUGCAAGGCUCGCAGCCCGCCGCGCGUCCGGGAUCCCGGGCUGCACUCAGGCCCCACUUGCGCUGCCACCUUUGCGCCGGCUCCCUCCUCUACCCGAGGGCCACCCUCCCUCCGAGCACUGGGUAGGAGCGCGGCCCGCGAAGCCAGGCAGGGCUGGGGACGGCGCCUUUUGUCUCCGGUGAUCCCCUGUAAGUUUGCGGCGGCGGCCGAAACGCGAGCGGGCGGGCGGCGGAGGCAGCCCCGACGUCGCGGGAGCGAGUGCGCGGAGGCAGCAUGGGCAGCGGGCGCAGCGCGGGGGGCCGGCUCGGGGCCGCCUCGGGCGUGCUGCUGGUGCUGGCCGCCGGGCUCCUGGUUGCGGGCUCGGCCAGCGAGUACGACUACGUGAGCUUCCAGUCGGACAUCGGCUCGUACCAGAGCGGGCGCUUCUACACCAAGCCGCCGCAGUGCGUGGACAUCCCGGUGGACCUGCGGCUGUGCCACAACGUGGGCUACAAGAAGAUGGUGCUGCCCAACCUGCUGGAGCACGAGACCAUGGCCGAGGUGAAGCAGCAGGCCAGCAGCUGGGUGCCCCUGCUCAACAAGAACUGCCACAUGGGCACACAGGUCUUCCUCUGCUCGCUCUUCGCGCCCGUCUGCCUCGACCGGCCCAUCUACCCGUGCCGCUGGCUCUGCGAGGCCGUGCGCGACUCGUGCGAGCCCGUCAUGCAGUUCUUCGGCUUCUACUGGCCCGAGAUGCUCAAGUGUGACAAGUUCCCCGAAGGGGACGUCUGCAUCGCCAUGACCCCGCCCAAUGCCACCGAAGCCUCCAAGCCCCAAGGUACCACUGUAUGCCCUCCGUGCGACAAUGAGCUGAAAUCGGAAGCCAUCAUCGAGCACCUCUGUGCCAGCGAGUUUGCUCUGAGAAUGAAAAUCAAAGAAGUGAAAAAAGAUAAUGGUGACAAGAAGAUCAUCCCCAAGAAAAAGAAGCCCCUCAAGCUGGGACCUAUUAAGAAGAAGGAGCUGAAGAAACUUGUCCUGUAUCUGAAGAAUGGGGCGGACUGCCCCUGCCACCAGCUGGAUAACCUCAGCCACCAUUUCCUCAUCAUGGGCCGGAAGGUGAAGAACCAGUACCUGCUGACGGCGAUCCACAAGUGGGACAAGAAAAACAAGGAAUUCAAGAACUUCAUGAAGAAGAUGAAAAAUCAUGAAUGUCCUACUUUUCAGUCUGUCUUUAAGUGAUUCUCUUGGGCCAGAGGGCGGGAGUGAGUUGGGGGAGUAUGUGUAUGUGUCUGGAGGAGGGGGGGCACUGGGUGAGGGAGUGGGCUGAGCAGAGCACCCCAGACCCUGGUUGAUGGAGGAUGCUGUCGUCCAUGGACCUCGCUCCUGCAGCACCCACCCAACCCACUCCUCCCUCCACAGCCAACCCCACUAUAGCCAAUAUUUAAAACCGCAUGCCCAGGUAAGGAAAACCAUUUAGAUUAGGAAGCCCUUUAUGAUUUACAGUGUGGAACAGCACGCUGCCAAGUCAAAGGAGAUGUAGCACCAUUCCACCCAGAAGCAUUCACUAAGCCAGAAUGGUUUGCCAGUAAAAAGCAGAUUGGGGAAAAAGAGAGCAACAAAAGAGUCAGUUCUGCAACUUUCCCCCUCUUA
This is a messenger RNA of Erinaceus europaeus (western European hedgehog), 1791 nucleotides long. RefSeq names its product secreted frizzled related protein 1 (gene SFRP1). The record is from RefSeq and is a predicted model, not a curated record. Lineage: Eukaryota; Metazoa; Chordata; Mammalia; Eulipotyphla; Erinaceidae. The transcript is spliced from 3 exons. Gene Ontology annotation, molecular function: Wnt-protein binding. Bases 436 to 1380 code for a protein of 314 amino acids. Gene Ontology annotation, biological process: canonical Wnt signaling pathway; negative regulation of canonical Wnt signaling pathway; non-canonical Wnt signaling pathway.